Messenger RNA from Colletotrichum graminicola M1.001, 1755 nucleotides. Its product is annotated as threonine aspartase. Bases 1 to 1755 code for a protein of 584 amino acids. Gene Ontology annotation, molecular function: threonine-type endopeptidase activity. NCBI's taxonomy places the organism in Eukaryota, Fungi, Ascomycota, Sordariomycetes, Glomerellales, Glomerellaceae. Gene Ontology annotation, biological process: protein maturation. The transcript has 3 exons. The record is from RefSeq and is a predicted model, not a curated record.
AUGGAACACUUGGUCACCGAGACCAAGGACGACACAGCUCUGGCAGCUGAAGGCUCUCCAACGCUCUCCCUACAAGGCCCGCAUAUCAGAGUCUCGGGAAACCAUGCAAAGACAAUGGGAGGCGCUAACGGCACAGUCGACCGGAUGUUGAAGCGAAUGCAAAAGGGGAAAUUCGGCGGGGCCAUUUUCAUCCAUGCAGGGGCUGGUUUUCAUAGCCACCAAAAUGAACGAGUUCAUCUUGAGGCCUGUAGCAAUGCUGCUUCCAUGGGAAUGAAGUUCCUGAAAUCGGGUGCUUCGGCCACCGAAGCCGUCGAGGCGGCUUUGCGCAUCCUGGAAGACAAGGAGAUAACUAAUGCCGGCUACGGCUCUAAUCUGUCAAUGGACGGGACUGUUGAAUGCGAUGCAACGAUCGUCGACCAUCUUGGCAGGAGUGGUGCCUGCGGAGCGGUUCCCAACAUCAGAAACCCGGUCUGUCUCGCAAAGCUGAUAUUGGACAAAAGCAGUCAGCCCCUGUCUCUACGACGUGUUCCGCCAAACAUACUUGUUGGAGAGGGUGCCAAAAACUUUGCCAUGGAGAAUGGUAUGCAGGUUGUUCCGAACGACUACCUGAUCUCCAAGAACGCACGUGACCGAUUCCUGCGAUGGCAAGAAGAUCUCAAUCGGGCGGAAGAGAGACUGAGGCAGGCCAGAGCACGCAAACCACCCGGGGAAGCGAUCGAUAACUGCCAGCAACACGAGACCAUGCCGAUACCAGCUAGGUUACACCAGAAUCAACAAAGAGACCAUGCCAAUGCUAUCCUCAGCGGUACAUGGAAUGAAGGUCAGCCGGAUUCUCCACAACGAGGUUCUCCGGCGCUCGAGCAGAUGCAGGGCCAUCAUCAGGGAAACCCUUUGGCCGGAUCAGCAUACCCUCGGACGCCUCCUCAGCAGAUCGAACGUUCUCCUUUGAGCUACAUUGGGGUUUCCGCACCAUCAGCCAACAGAUCCCGGCCUACCAUACUUCAGGAAAAGGAUUCAUUGGUAGCGCCUCCCAGUCAGUUGGCGAACGAGGGAAGUCGUGAUGGUACCAGGUCCCCUCAAUGGACAGAUGGAGCCAAGUUCGCAAGCACGAUUGCACAGCUCCAGGGCUGCAGCCCUCGUAGUCUUAAGCGACCGUUCUCUGCAACCGAGCUGGAGCAUGAGGAUGUCAUCACCGACACCGUGGGAGCCAUAGCAAUUGAUGAAAAAGGAAACAUCGCGGCGGGCUCGUCAUCUGGCGGCAUCGGAAUGAAGCAUCGUGGGCGAAUAGGCCCUGCUGCUCUGGUGGGCAUCGGCACAGCCGUAGUGCCAUGUGAUCCGAACGACCCAGACAAGAUCAGUGUGGCAACUGUCACCAGCGGCACAGGGGAGCACAUGGCCACCACAAUGGCGUCUCAACGAUGUGCUGAACGAAUAUAUGGCAAUACCCGCCGAGGUCCGAACGGCAGAGAUGUCGAGGAAUGGGACGAGGACGCCAUCAUGGAGUCGUUCAUCACGAACGACUUCAUGGGCCACCCCGGUGUCAAAGGCUGCAGCUCUGCCGGGGCGAUUGGCGUGAUGACAGUCAAGAAGACAAGGACGGGGUACUAUUUAUACUUCGCCCACAAUACCGACUCAUUCGCGUUGGCCUCCAUGGGCGGUUCUGACAGAGAGCCAGUUUGCGUCAUGUCCCGUCUGGGCGAGACUGCUCAAGUUACCCGGGGGGCUCGAAGGAUACGGGUGGAUCCAGGACCGUGA